Messenger RNA from Pongo pygmaeus (Bornean orangutan), 2824 nucleotides. RefSeq names its product cilia and flagella associated protein 68 (gene CFAP68). Lineage: Eukaryota; Metazoa; Chordata; Mammalia; Primates; Hominidae. Gene Ontology annotation, biological process: flagellated sperm motility. The record is from RefSeq and is a predicted model, not a curated record. The coding region runs from base 2058 to 2630 and encodes 190 amino acids. The transcript is spliced from 4 exons. Gene Ontology annotation, cellular component: nucleus.
CUUCAUCACACCUGCAUGAGGUCACAAGCGCUCACUAGCGCAAGGGGGUGAGGCGAGUUCUGGGUGAAAGAAACGGGGCGGGGCUGAGGCCAAGGAGAGGUUGGACUGUGUCUGGCAUGCUACUGACGCAGAAGGAUUUGAAACUUUUUUCACCUCGUCUGAAAUGGCUGCCUCCCAGUGUCUCUGCUGCUCAAAAUUUCUCUUCCAGGUGCUUAAAUCUCCCAUCUUCUAUUCAUUCAAGAAAGAAUAUUGAGUGUCUAUUGCGUGCCAGGCCACUGUGAGGGUGGUUACGAUAUAUGGAUGAACAAGAUGUGGCCUAUGAUUUAAAUGAGCCUGCAGUCUGGUGGGGAAUGCACAGAGCAAAAGAGGCAACUCUGAUAUGGCAGGGUGUGUGCUAUGGGAGCACACAGAAGAACGUUACCAAGUUUUGGGGCGAAGUGGGUCGAAGAGUCCUUGGAUGAAGUAAACCCGAGUUGAAAGCUAAGAGGGUAAAAGUGCAUCUUAACUGAGUCAAGAGGCGUGAAGAGGCAGAAGGAACAAUAUAUGCAAAAGCUUGAUGGAGAAACAGAAUAGUUGAGUUUGGCUGAAACACAGUUGGAGGGAGAGUAACAGAUGAGACUGAAGAGUUAGGCAGGGGCCAGGUCAUAGGGAGCAUUGUAAGCCUUUUAAAAAAAUCAACUUUUAUUUUACAUGUGGGGGUACAGGUACAGGUUUGUUACGUGGAUAUAUUGCACCCAAGUAGGUUGCAGGUUUGUUACAUGGGUAUAUUGUACCUAAUAGAUAGUUUUUCAACCCAUACCACCCGCCCUCCCCACUCUAGUUAGUAGCCUGCAGCGUCUUUUGUUUCCAUGUUUAGGUCCAUGUUUGCUCAAUGUUUAGCUCCCACUUAUAAGUGAGAAUGUCAGAGGUAUUUAUACCAGAGCAACUCCAUCUUGAAUAGGGGCUAGGUAAAUAAGGCUAAGAACUGGGCUGCAUUCCCAGUAAGUUAAGGCAUUCUUAGUCACAGGAUGAGAUAGCUCAGCACAAGAUACAGGUCAUAAAGACCUUGCUGAUAAAACAGGUUGCAGUAAAGAAGCCAGCUAAAAUCCACCAAAACCGAGAUGGUGAUGAGAGUGAUCUCUGGUCAUCCUCAUUGCUAUACUCCCACCAGCGCCAUGACAGUUUACAAAUGCCAUGGCAAAGUCAGGAAGUUACCUUAUAUGGUCUAAAAAGGGGAGGUAUGAAUUAAUCCACCCGUUGUUUAGCAUAUAAUCAACAACCAUAAAAAUGGGCAACCAGCUGCCCUCGGGGCUGCUCUGCAUAUGGAGUAGCCAUUCUUUAUUCCUUUACUCUCUUAAUAAACUUCCUUACACUUUAUAGACUCACCUUGAAUUAUUUCUUGUGUCUCUUGGGGUCUGGAUUAGGACCCUUUCCGGUAACAAGAACAUGCUGUAUUUGGUUCUCUGUUCUGUUGUAAGCCAUUUUAACAGGCUGAAUCUUACUCUGAAAACGGUGGAAAGCCACUGAAAGAUUUUAAAUAAGAAGAUGAUACAAUUAUACGUUCACUUUCAAAAAUUCUGCUUUCCUGUGGAGAAAGGUUUGGAGAGGAACAAGGCUGAUGGCAUGGCAGGAUAAGACAAGAGGCAACUGCAGUAAUGGAGACAAAGCUGACAGUGAUUUGAAUUGAAAUUUGGCAGUGGGAAUGGAGGGUAGCGGUCUGAUUCAAAAAUCAACAAGACUUAGUGACUGGAUGAAAAUUAAAGACAAGUCAGAGUCAAAGAUAAGACCCAGGCUUCUGGCUUGGACAACUGAGUGGAUGCUGAUGUCUGUCAUUCCAGCCCUAGAGACAGUUGCACCUAGAUAUCCAGUAUGAGUACCAGGCCCAUUGGACUUUGCAGCACCAGCUACUCUGGUCAUAAUGUUGUUUGGUAACAUCAGUGCAUGCACCUGUCUUCACAAAGGCAGAUGGUAUGAGGGUAGUUACCUGGGAUGUCAUCCUUCAAUGCUGCAUUAUUGGCUUUUUUUCUGUUUGUGGAAAGGCAAGUGGGUGGUGACUCCCAAAUCAUGGCCACUUGCCCAUGGUAAUCUGGGUGAUUUUUUCUUUGCUUGGAGAACUGGGAAAGCCAGGUUUGUUGACAUCUUUAAAGAACAUGGAACAGCCAAAUAAGGAUUUCUGUCACUCUCAUAAGAAAUCUUCAAACGGCUCAACCUACUCAGCAUCAAGUUACUCUUCUUCAGGAAAGAGACAGAACCUUGCCUGUUUCCUCACAAACCCACACUGUGGCAGCCUCAUUAAUGCAGAUGGCCAUGGUGAAGUGUGGACAGAUUGGAAUAAUAUGUCUAAGUUUUUCCAGUAUGGAUGGAGAUGCACCACUAAUGAGAAUACCUAUUCAAACCGUACCCUGAUGGGCAACUGGAACCAGGAAAGAUAUGACCUGAGGAAUAUUGUGCAGCCCAAACCCUUGCCUUCCCAGUUUGGACACUACUUUGAAACAACAUAUGAUACAAGCUACAACAACAAAAUGCCACUUUCAACACAUAGAUUUAAGCGAGAGCCUCACUGGUUCCCAGGACAUCAACCUGAACUGGAUCCUCCCCGAUACAAAUGCACAGAAAAGUCAACUUACAUGAAUAGCUAUUCAAAGCCUUAAAUUGGGCAUCACUCAGGAUGUGUAUAAGAUCUUAAUAUUGACUAAUUUCGCAUCCAGGUUUCUAAGAAAUGAUAAGAUACUUCACUUUUCCAGAGUAAAAUGUAGGAGGGAGCACAUUCUAAGUACAGCUAAAAAUUUAGCUCACUGUAACACAGUUUCACUCUCUGAAUAAAUAAAGCAAAAAACACAGUAAA